AUGAAGCUGAACGAGACCAGGAAGGUCUUGGUGAAGAUUGAGGCAUUAGACGACCACAAAAAGUGGGUGCUGGCAGUUGAGAGCAGAAGAGUCGAUCGUGUGGCUGCUCUGGUUCAGGCUGGAAGGGGAAAGAAGCUUGGUGUGAAAGGACUCAUCGCCCAAUACGAACAAGCGGCGAGGAAGCUCUACAAACUGAAGGGUUUUACGAGAGAAGAGAUCAUGAUGUCGAUUGUUCUCCUUCGGAUUGGUGGUAACCGUGUGGGAUCCUUCGCCCAUUUGGCUAUGUCACUCCCUAGUGUCACAACCGCAAGGAGGAACGCACUGCUCCGGCCCAUCUCAGUGUCGGCCUCGCACCCCACUGUAUCGGAGAUUGAGGAAAAUAUAAAGUCAUGCUUUGCGCCGCUCGAGGAAGUUCUGGAUGCCUUGCCUGCAGGAACAAUCAAACAUCAGGUGUUGAUGCUCGACGAAAUUGCAAUUGAGAAGAGGCCACGAUGGGACGACAAAACUAAUUUGAUAUUGGGGUUGUGUCGUGAACAUAGCCAUAAGGUUUCACUCAACUUUUCAACGGACAAGGAAUUAGACGUCCUUUGUGACAGUAUUGAUAAUGGACGCGUUCAUUUUGCAAGUGAGGCAACAUUUGGUGCAUUAGGAACACUUUCCGAUGAUCCUCACGAGUACAGCAUCCGUCUGUGUGUGAUAUCUGGCCUCUGUAAGAAGGAAACAGGAGCACAACAUGCUCAUUUUAUCUGCACAGUCAUGCAAGCCGUGACUAAUCAAAGCCUGGUCCACAGGGUGAAAUACCGAACUGUUUCGAUCGCAUCGGAUGGAGAGUCAAAGCGUGGGGAUGUCUUGGUCGAGCUGACCAUGCGUCAGGAACUCAAUCCCUCAUCACCAAUUUAUCUUCAACUGAAGCCGCUCGCUCUAAUGAAUCUCCUUGUGGGUGAAGAUGACAUCACGGCAGACAAGGACUUUAAGCAUGUCUUCAAAUGUCAGCGAAAUCUUUUACUGCGCAACAAAGGAUUUGUCAUUCGAGGAUUUUGCAUUACCACUUCCAUCCUUUGCCUUCAUCUACAGUCGAACAAUGUCUCCUUGGAUCGUCUGCAGUCGUUGUUAAAUCCGAAUGACAGACAAGAUGUCGUGCUUGGCUACAAUCUUAUGAAGGAAAUCUGGUCCCUGCCUCCUGCCAAAGCGACUGCCAGCCCAGAUUUUGCGCGUGCUCGAGAAGCUCUCCGACUUUACGGUCAAUUUGCUUAUCAUUUAAUCCUGCCUUACAUCUGCGUCGACUUAAAUCUGGAUGAGCAGCUUUCACAUCUAAGCACAGCCGCUCACCUUGCAUUUUAUCUCUAUACUGACGGAUCCGCCAAAACGAGGUUCAUGCCAAACCAAUCCUUUGUCGACAUCAUGAUCAUGGUGAAAAACACAUACUUCUGUGUCGCAAAGUGUAAAGUUGACGAUCCGAAGGGGGGUUUACGCCUAUUCCAGUUGGGGACUGAUCGUCUAGAGGGAUUCUUUGGGCUUAUUAGAACGGCGAUUGGAACUGAUACAAAUGUCGACAUCAUGCAACUUGGAAGCCGUGCAUCUGGGUUAGUUGAGGUUGCAGCAAUACUGGCGCUACACCCUGAAUGGGACCAAUCACCUCGGCGUCUGGGACUCCCAACGAUUACAAAGGACACUACAAUGGAAAUUAACUCAAAGUUCGACCACAUCAAUCCAGCCAGUUGGCAUGGAUCUGCCAGUGUGGAAAGCAUCAACAUGCACACGGCAUGGAUACUUGGGGAGCGUGCUGCAAUCAAAUUAAUACCAGAAGCAGAACAGGUUUUUGAUGAUGCGGUGCAGCGAAACCUUACCAUGCUUUCUCCCUUCGGGACUCUCCUCGUUAACCAACGUGAUGAGGAGGAGGACGAUUUCGACUGCUCAGAGCUCUCUGCACAAUACCCGAGCAAUGCCAAUACCUGUGAGCAGGAAGCUUCUGAACGUGUAUCACACAGGACACACACCUUAGACGGUGAUUUAGAGGAUACGAUUGCUGAGGAGUUGCCGCAUGGAUCUAUUUCUUCAGAGAUACAGAUUAACGGUCGUAAAACCACAAAGCCUCAAGCAUUAUGA
Molecule: messenger RNA, 2106 nt
Organism: Laccaria bicolor S238N-H82
Lineage: Eukaryota; Fungi; Basidiomycota; Agaricomycetes; Agaricales; Hydnangiaceae
Exons: 2
Coding region: 1-2106 (701 amino acids)
Source: RefSeq, a predicted model, not a curated record